Molecule: messenger RNA, 2121 nt
Organism: Metarhizium acridum CQMa 102
Lineage: Eukaryota; Fungi; Ascomycota; Sordariomycetes; Hypocreales; Clavicipitaceae
Source: RefSeq, a predicted model, not a curated record
AUGUACUCCCAAAACCAUCAGCAGGGGCACAAUACCCGGCUGAAUGGGGCGGGUCGAGGAAUGCCGAAUAUGCUCUACAGCUUUCAACAGCACACUCAGCAUCAGCAUCAAACCCAGCCCCAGCACCACCAAGGCCUUCAGCAUGAUCACGGGAUGCCCUCAGCGAACGGCCUCGCCCACCACACGUCCUUUGGGUCUAGCGGCCUCUCGACCCCCAACGCCUUCAGCUCCAGUGUCUUGUCAAACGGACACGCAGCCAACCAGCGAAGCGGCGGCGGCCAAGCAUCCCAGAACGAGAUGUGGCAGGAACAGUUGCGUAUGCAGAAGGAGGCGGAGCGAGCCCAUUCUGCCAUGACCGACCAGCAGCAGCCUCACUACUACGCGAGGCUAAAGGCGUCUGAAAACAGAGGCAUCGGGGGUCCGCCUCCUGCGAGCGGACGGACCCAAGCAGACGGAGAGAACGAUCCCGAGGACCGGAGACGCCCGUACGUGGUCGACAAGGAAUCCAACCGACAAGAUUGGCACAACAUGGACAUGUCUGGUCAAGGCCUUCGAAAUCUAGCACCUGAGCUGUUUCAGUACAAAUUUUUGAACGAGCUCUUCAUAGCCUCGAACAAGCUCGUCCGACUUCCCAAGCUUAUCGGUGAGCUAAGGCAGCUGCGCCAUCUCGACGCUUCGUACAACCAAAUAACCGAGCUGCCGGCCGAACUCGGCAUGUGUACAUACCUCAAGACCCUACUACUUUUUAACAAUGAAAUCCGAGAUCUUCCGUUCGAACUCGGCUCGCUCCACCAGUUGGAAAUGCUGGGAAUUGAGGGGAAUCCCCUGGACCCUGGCUGGAAGCAAGAGAUCAUGGAAAAGGGCACAAAGAGUGUGAUUAAUGCGCUGAAAGAGGGAGCACCAGUUCCCGAACCCCCGUCUCCUCGAAAGGAAAUCAUCGUACAAGAGGACGUUUCUCCGAACCUGGAAAGAAUCAAGGUAUUCUCCUGGAAUGUGCUAUGCGAUAAAUAUGCCACCCCGCAAACAUAUGGCUAUACGCCUACGAAUGCGUUGAACUGGGAAUAUCGCAAGAGUUGUAUUUUGGAUGAGCUGCGAUUGAGAGAUGCCGAUUUCUUGAGCUUGCAGGAGGUAUCGACAGAUGCUUUCAAGGAGGACCUGAGCCCUGAGCUGGCGCAGAUGGAUUACAAGGGUGUCCAUUGGCCCAAGUCGCGCGCCAAGACCAUGUCGGAGAAGGAUGCCCAGACGGUAGACGGAUGCGCAGUCUUCUACAAGCAAAGCAAGUAUAUCCUGCUGGAUAAGCAACUUAUCGAGUUUGCCAGCAUCGCCAUCAACCGACCUGAUAUGAAGAACCAGCACGACGUGUUCAACAGAGUAAUGCCGAAGGACAAUAUUGCCGUCAUCUGCUUCUUUGAAUCCCGCCUCACUGGAGCUCGUAUUAUCCUGGUCAAUGUGCAUCUUACGUGGGACUCUGCUCUGGCAGAUGUCAAGGUCAUUCAGACCGGUAUCCUCAUGGAGCACGUUACCAAGCUGGCCGAGAAGUAUGCCAGGUGGCCAGCGGUCAAGGACAAAAAGAUGAUCACAGUACCUCUGCCAGAUGAUGCCGAGGCUCCAGAGCCACAAGCAGAACCUGGUCCAAGCCAAGAGUACCGGACCAACACCGAUAUACCGCUCCUAGUGUGUGGUGACUUCAACUCAACCGAGGGCUCAUCUGUGUACGACCUCAUGUCCAUGGGCAGAGUUCCCCCCGACCACCUGGAAUUGACCAGCUACCAGUACGGCAGCUUCACUCGGGAUGGUAUCGAGCAUCCUUUCAGCCUGAGGGAUGCAUAUGCACACACAAAGAAGACAGCAGACGAGAUGCCCUUCACCAACUACACACCCGGGUUUGCUGAUGUCAUUGACUACAUUUGGUAUUCGACAAACACGUUGGAAGUUGUGGAACUGCUUGGCCCCCCGGAUGCUGAAUAUCUAAAGAGAAUGCCUGCCUUCCCCAACUGGCACUUCCCGGCUGAUCACAUCCAAAUAAUGGCCGACUUUGUCAUUAAAGCUCGGAAAGACAAGAAGCAAAAUCAAGAUCGCGAGCAGCAGGCGGAUUCCGGCGGCCCCUCUGGACGAGGCUGA